This is a messenger RNA of Aspergillus sclerotioniger CBS 115572, 346 nucleotides long. RefSeq lists its product as uncharacterized. The transcript has a single exon. The coding region runs from base 97 to 300 and encodes 67 amino acids. NCBI's taxonomy places the organism in Eukaryota, Fungi, Ascomycota, Eurotiomycetes, Eurotiales, Aspergillaceae. The record is from RefSeq and is a predicted model, not a curated record.
GCUGUAGCUGUAGUGCAUACUGAUGUUCCGUGCUAGAAUGAGUUGAUGGGGAGAGUGGAAGGUGGAAUGUAAGUAGGAAAUACCUAGUAGGUAUGGAUGGGCUGUUUGCACCACCACAAAUUGUCUGGGGAAUGGGAACCCCUCGUGGGAGGAUGGUUGGAUCUUUAUUAUUUACUUUUUUGCUUGCUUUCUUUUUUUUUCUUGCCUUCCGAUAAUUGGGGUGUUGACAAGGAAAAAGAGACCGACCUCACCCACUCAAGCGGCGAACCGAAGAAGUACCACGACUGGGCAAGCAAGUAAAGUCGUAGGUCGUAGGUUGUAGUAGUAAGCUGUUGUGAACUCCGAU